Molecule: messenger RNA, 3004 nt
Organism: Saccostrea cuccullata (small rock oyster)
Lineage: Eukaryota; Metazoa; Mollusca; Bivalvia; Ostreida; Ostreidae
Product: solute carrier organic anion transporter family member 2A1-like
Exons: 10
Coding region: 153-2123 (656 amino acids)
Biological process (GO): transmembrane transport; sodium-independent organic anion transport
Cellular component (GO): plasma membrane
Molecular function (GO): protein binding
Source: RefSeq, a predicted model, not a curated record
CUGCGUGGAGAAAACGUGAGUCGUGGUCUUUUUCGUAACAGAUUUUGUUUAUAUCGGAACAGCUGAUUUUUUUUACGGAAAAAGUUAAUGCAUACAUUUCAAUGAGGAGGAUAUCUUAAUAUUACCAUAUACAGUACUUUGUUGCCGUUGCGAUGUCUACAGAUACUGAUGAGCAGUGCGGGGUGGGCUGUUUCAGACCCACCUUCCUGCAGCGCUGCGCGAGGGUCGGGGUUUUUGUAGCCCUCUACAGCCCUGCCUCUCUCUGUACCUCAGCCAUCUCUGUCUACAUGUCUUCUCAAAUCACCACCCUGGAGAAGCAGUUCGGCUUCACCAGCACACAAAGCGGCUUCCUCAUGAGCUGUAACGACAUCGGGUUUCUUCUGACGACGAUCUUCGUCGCCCACCUUGCUAGAACAGUCCACAUUCCUAGAUCUCUUUUCAUUUCCACCUUUUUAUUCGGGAUAUCGGGGAUCUUCUGUUCCCUGGCCUACUUCCUGGCACCUGACAAUCAGGAAGAACAAACUAUUGCUUCUUCCAAUUCCUCCUCCGAGAAGACUGCUUUGUUUCAAAGUUUUCUCCAUCAAUUGUGCUCUCAGAGGAACAACACACCCUCAGAAAGCUGUGAUCCCAAAAUGGUUAAGAUUGGAGCGCCGACAGAAUUCACUACAGUGGCUAUUGUUAUUAUUGCCGUGGGGAUGAUAGUGCAGGGGUUCGGGAAGGCCCCAAGACAGCCCUAUAUCAUCACUUACAUAGACGACAAUGUACCCAAACGGAAGACCGCCUGUUUCAUAGGUAUUAUCAUGGCGGUGGGAAUCUUCGGACCCGGGCUGGGCUUUGGCCUCGGGGCUCUUUUUAGUCAAAUGCAUGUCACCCUGCAAGAGGUUCGGAUCAGCGUCCGGGACCCCCGCUGGAUUGGGGCGUGGUGGCUUGGCUUCAUCGUAUUCGGAGCGCUAGCUGUUAUCGUGUCCAUUCCUUUAAUGUGUUUCCCGAAGAGGAUGCCGGGAAGGAAAAAGGGGGCGUUAUCAAAGAAAGCUGAGGCAGAGUCAUCUUCAAAUAAUGGAAUUAAGGAAGGCACCAAGGACCUGAUACAGAAGAUAAUCCGGAUUCUGUCUAACGCCCGGUUUACGCUGAAUCUAUUGGGCACGUGCCUGGUUCUAUUUUUAGUCGGGGGCUUUAUCGCCUUUACACCAAAAUACUUGGAGACUCAGUUUUUUGUGCCAGCAUACUACGCCAAUGCUUUACUAGGUGUGACGAUCCUGGUGUCCACGAGUUGUGGGACGUUAGUGGGGGGUCUCCUUACCACCUAUAAGAAGCUCCACCCCUACACAUGUAUCAAGCUGGUGGGCGCCAUUAAUCUCUUCUCCAUCAUCGUCCACGGUCUUGGAUUCGUUCUGGGAUGUCAGAACCCUACCAUCGUUGGGCUGGAUAAUUCAAUGAGCAAUUCCACUUGCUUGGACGCCUGUAACUGUGACAGUGCGGAAUACCUUCCCGUCUGCGGUUCGGAUAAUAGGAAUUACCUGACGCCCUGUCAUGCCGGAUGUGGACAGAGUAUUCAAGGACCAGAGGGUUUUACGUACUCCAACUGCACGUGUAUCGAGGGGGGAGGGACGGCCACCCCCGGGCUGUGUAAGACGGAUUGUGAGAUGUUCUGGCCUUUCCUGAUCGUCAACACCGUGUCCUCGUUAAUCGUUUCCAUCUGCAUCGUCCCCAGUAUUAUGUUCAGUGUCAGGUGCGUGUCAGACGAAGAUAAAUCGGUGGCUGUUGGCGUAUCCUCCCUCUUCCAGACAACUUUUGGCUGGAUGAUCGGACCGGUUAUAACUGGUAAAAUUAUAGACACGUGCUGCAAUCUCUGGAGCUCGAGUUGUUAUGGAAAGGGCGCAUGCGCAUUAUACGACAUAGAGGACUUCCGCUUUAAAAAGUACUCUGUGGAAAUCAUCGCUAAAUGUAUAGUAGUUUUGUUUUAUGGGGUUGUUAUAUGGAUUUCUAGAAACAGAACGGACUGGAGUACAGACGAUGAAGAGAAAAAUGACCUCCCGGAGAAAGAGGAACUCAUGGUCGGAUCAGAGAAAACUAAACUGAAAUUCGAGAUUAGUGAUCCGAUCGUGAAAAACAGAAAAUCUUAAGUCUUAGAUAAUUUAGCGUGUAUAAAAAACCUUAUCCAGCCAUAACUCAAGAUUUUUGGAUUUCGUUGCAAAACCAUGUACAAAAGGAAAAGGUACACAAUCAUUUUAGCGGUAUUGUGCUAAGUUUACCAACGAGACUCGAGAAAUGGCGGAACUAGCAGGGAAGAAGAAAAUGGAAUGAUACAGAUAAAUGUUACACGAAGUCUCGUUUUAUAGAAACAAGCUAAUUCUGACUGCAUAUGAAAUUAUUACGUAUAUAUAUAUAUUUAAACAAAGAAGUAUUUAGAAAGAGCAAGAAAGUUCUCUAAACUGUUAUAUGUAAAUGAAUAUAUAUAACGUUUGUUUUAAUUCUAAGCAUUGGCUUAUUCUGACCUGACAGAAAAAUUUGAGUUGAGGAGUACAUGUUGUACAGCCUUAGAGAAAUUCCCAAGCAAGCCAAAAAAGGGAAGGGCUCCUUUAACUUAUUUUGGAAGAGGAAAAAUAUAAUAAACUUACUUUCCAUAUUCUGACAAAUGGAAUGAUCUUUGUUUUCUUCUAUAAGUAUAUCAUGUAUAUGUCAGAAAAAUAAUUUGGGGCGGGGUAAAAUGGGAGUUAUACUGAUUAAAGGGUUAAGAAUGUUACACACAGGGAAUAAAAAAAACUUAUGUUUUAGCAAACAUAUUUUUCAAUGAUCAUGACGAAAAAUAUAUGUAUAUUUUAUUAAAGUUUUACAAGUUUUACUGUGUCAUAUAUAGAAACUUUGUAUGAUACUACAUCAAGCACAGAUUAGAUAUGUUCAUGUACUCGUAUUUUUCGUACUUGAAAGGAAUUACUUUCACAGAAGUUAUGCAUAGGAAAUUAUUUUAUAAAGUGUUCUUUUGAUAUACCAAAGACUAUUUUUG